AUGACUGAAGAUGGUAUGCUUUUGAACUUUGCCAUCGGCGAAACUGUCAUCAAGCCAGAGGCGAAGUUCAAAGGAGGGACAUGGAGGGACCGGCUGGUUGCAAAGAAGCGCUCUCAGCACAAGCCAAAAGGCGAUGGAGACGGCAACCAGCGCAAUAAUGAGUCGAAGAACCCGAACAAAAUUCAAAUCUCUGCGACAAGACCUGCGAAACGACAGAAGACAGGAGAUUCAUUUGAUUCCCCGGGCGCUCAAGGCGAUCGUCGGUCGCGAACCCAGCAGCAAUCGUCACACCAACACCCCAAGCAAUUCGUCUCGUCGCUUUUCACCAGCAACCCUGAAUCAAAGAAUGUGGAAGAUGCGGAGCAAGACGCAGUCACCAGCGAGGACGCAAAGCCAACUAACGCCCCGUUGAUUGACGGACUUGACACCUUCACCAACUUGGGCCUUUCGCCAAAUUUGGCAGCGCAUCUGCUUACCAAGCUCGAGCUGAAGGCCCCAACAGCGAUUCAGAAAGCUUCUAUCACACAACUACUUAAGGAAGAAAGCGAUGCUUUCAUCCAAGCCGAAACUGGAUCUGGCAAGACGUUGGCUUAUCUUCUUCCUUUGGUAGAGCGCAUUAUGGCUCUGUCAAAAGCGACAAAAGAGGCGGGCGUCCACCGUGACAGUGGUUUAUUCGCAAUUGUUCUUGCUCCAACUCGUGAGUUGUGCAAGCAGAUCUCUGUCGUGUUGGAGAACCUUCUCCGAUGCGCGAAUUGGCUAGUAGGAGGGACAGUCAUUGGUGGAGAGAAGAAAAAAUCGGAGAAGGCACGCCUAAGGAAGGGUUUAAAUAUUCUCGUUGCGACUCCGGGUCGCUUGGCCGACCAUCUCGACAAUACGCAGGUACUCGAUGUUAGCAACGUACGAUGGUUGGUGUUGGACGAAGGUGAUCGCUUGAUGGAUAUGGGAUUCGAAGAAGAACUACAAGGAAUCGUUAAGAAGCUCGACGCAAGACAACGGCCCAGUCGAAUUCCCGGCGUACCGUCGCGGAGGACAACCAUCUUGUGCUCUGCUACACUCAAGAUGAAUGUUCAACGGCUGGGUGAGAUCAGUUUGAAGGAUGCAGUCCAUAUCAAGGCGGAUCCUGAGGAUGAGGACGAAAAGGCUCGGAAUGCAAACAAGGAUGACGAGGAUUCAUUCCGAGUCCCAGCUCAAUUGAAACAGUCAUAUGCGAUCGUUGCGGCGAAGCUACGUCUGGUGUCUUUGACUGCCUAUCUCAAACGGACAUUUAUGCGGAAAGGCUCUGUGAUGAAAGCCAUUGUUUUUGUGUCUUGCGCCGACUCGGUAGAUUUCCAUUAUGAGGUGUUCACGAGGAAGCACGGUGAGAGGGGACACAACAAGAGUGAUGACGAAGAGGACAAAGAAGAGGAGGCCUCUGACAGCGAAAAGAAGGACGACAAGGACAAGCCGUCCCCCCAUGGCACUAUUGCGCCUGCCUUGGCUUUUUCGACAUCUUCGAACCCUGUCACCAUCCACCGACUCCAUGGCUCUCUUCCCCAGCAUGUUCGGACCGCCACCCUCAACUCAUUCGCUAAGAAUAAGGACGCUUCUGUGAUGAUCUGUACUGACGUGGCUGGCCGAGGGUUGGAUCUUCCCAACGUCGACCUUGUCAUUGAAUACGACCCGGCCUUCAGCGCAGAUGACCACACCCAUCGUAUCGGUCGUACGGCGCGUCUCGGUCGUGAUGGUCGUGCGCUUAUUUUCCUUCAACCCGGUUGUGAAGAGAACUACGUUGAAGUCCUCAAGCGUGGCUAUCGUGAUGGGGGUAAAGCUCUGACGCGUACCGAUGCUACUGAUAUUCUCAAGCGCGGUUUCGGUGGCGGCAGUACCGAUUCUACAUCAAAGAAUUGGGAGGAAAAGACUACUGACUGGCAGAUGGAUGUCGAGCGCUGGGCCCUGGAGAACCCAGAAUACUUGGAAAUGGCGCGUCGCGCGUUUCAAUCUCAUAUUCGUGCUUAUGCAACCCAUAUCGCCGCUGAGCGGAGCAUGUUCAAUAUCAAAGAGCUUCAUCUUGGCCACCUUGCGAAGAGUUUCGCUCUUCGGGAUCGCCCAGGUAAAAUCAAUGUGCCUGGCUUGCGUCAAACUAAGGAAGACACGAAGAAGGACUUCAAGGCUUCACGGAGUGGGGCUGCUGGGGCGAAGCGGAAGCACGAUGACAAUCCAUCUUCUACCACAGACGAGGCAGCUCGCAAGAUGAGAGCCAAGAUGAGGGAGCACAUGUCCGCUGGAGCCAGCGAAUUCAACCUUGCUUGA
This is a messenger RNA of Penicillium macrosclerotiorum, 2289 nucleotides long. It is a transcript of the gene dbp7, whose product is annotated as putative ATP-dependent RNA helicase. Gene Ontology annotation, molecular function: nucleic acid binding; ATP binding. The record is from RefSeq and is a predicted model, not a curated record. Gene Ontology annotation, cellular component: nucleus. The transcript has a single exon. Bases 1 to 2289 code for a protein of 762 amino acids. Gene Ontology annotation, biological process: ribosome biogenesis. Lineage: Eukaryota; Fungi; Ascomycota; Eurotiomycetes; Eurotiales; Aspergillaceae.